GUUGACUACUGAUGCGCCGCGUGUAGCUCGCUCGAACGCACAUUUAAAAAGCCGUCAUUCGAGUACUGCUGAACGCGCAGUAAGGCCCUUAAUUCUUCCCGUUAUAAGGUGCGUUACUCAGUCGCCGCGCGCGCGGGAGCCGAAAUCUCCUCCUUUCUUUUCCCCCCUCAGUGCUAGUCCGGCCAGCACGCAGCUCACACGCGCUCGAGCUUUCCGCCGCCGCUCAUAAUCGCGGUGUGUGUUAUCGCGCGCGCAGUACGACUCUCGGCUCUGAGCAGGUGCCGCGCACUCUUGCGUACUCGAGCGCGGAGCUUAUAGUUACGAGCGAGCAGCAGCAGCAGCAGCAGCAGCAGCAGUGAUCCGUCGGUUUAUUUGUUCCACUGUAAAAUUUGUGCGCGACGCGUUGCCGCAAACAUGGUGGUCAACCUCAGGCUGUCGACGAGCUCGCAGCUCAUCAAGUACCUCAUGUUCAUCUUCAAUCUGAUCUUCGUGAUCACGGGAAUCAUCCUGCUGUCGAUAGGGUCGGUGAUACACGGCGUCUACCACGACUACCAGCACUUCCUGGACGACAGAUUUUUCUCCGUCCCCUCGCUCCUCAUCGCCAUAGGAUCCAUCAUUUUCUUCAUCGCCUUCUUCGGCUGCUGCGGAGCCAUCAAGGAAAAUUACUGCAUGAUCGUCACGUUUGCCACGCUGAUGGUCCUCGUCUUCAUCCUCGAGUUGUCCGCUGGUAUUUCCGGUUACGUUCUGCGCAACGACGCGACUGAAGUGUUGAGCGAUAAAAUGAAAAAGUCCAUGGAGGGCUACAAAAAGACCAACGAGGAAAUCUACGUCAUUUGGGACCAGAUUCAACGAGACUUCGAAUGCUGCGGAACCGAUAAGCCAGAAGACUGGCUGACGGAGUUGAAGAACCAAUCGAACCCCGACUCUCUGCCGAUGUCUUGCUGCAGAACGCAGGGCGGCCAAGUCGGCUCGAUCAAUUGCACGAUAAAAAUGCAGUACCCGGAUAGGUUUACGAAAGGCUGUUUGACCGUACUCGCCGACUUCGUCAAAGGACAUGCCGUGCAGCUCGGUGGCGCCGGCAUUGGUAUCGCAUUCAUGCAGGCCUUGGGCAUUUGGUUCUCCGUCUACCUAGCCAGAUCCAUCAAGAGAAAUUACGAUAACAUGUAAUAGACGCCCGCUGCGAUAGCUUGUAAAAUUCGGUUCCCGUGAUUAUCCGCCGGAUCGCUGAUCUCGAUAUUAGAUCGUUAAAUUUCAAGUAAUCCGGUUUAUCUCUCUUGAGUACGAAAACACGGAAAAGAGACUUUUAUCACUUUUAUCAUAAGAAAAGAGAACUUUGUACAGGUUAUUGAUCGAAAUAAACAAAUUUCGAUAAGCGCCGUUUGUACUUGUAGCAACAGACUAUGAGUAGUGAUAUCACUCAAAUAUGCGCUGCAUACGCGUGUUCUCUUCGCGAAGUUGUCGUUCGCAAAUUUCAGGCCAUAGCUGAAGCUUCCAGUGCCAUUUUUUGUUACUGUUGAUUGUUGACUAUGAUAAGCGAUGGCUCGCGCGAACCUUCCUUUAAACAUCCUUUUACCGUAUCAUUACGCUUUACCUUUCAACACCAAGAUAUCCGUUGAUCUGCAUCUGCGCAAGAGGAGACGAGACUAAAACGAUUCAUCAACUAGUUGUUCAUAUGAGCUUGAAUAAGCUUACGUGAAAAUUCUUAUUUCUAUGCUAAUUGCAAAAUAGCACGCAUGUUUGAAAGUACUUUAUAUAUUAAAAUAAAGAAAUAAAGGUUUAAAAUGCUUUAUCUUUAGAA
This is a messenger RNA of Nasonia vitripennis (jewel wasp), 1798 nucleotides long. Its product is annotated as CD63 antigen. The transcript has 5 exons. The coding region runs from base 415 to 1167 and encodes 250 amino acids. Gene Ontology annotation, cellular component: membrane. Lineage: Eukaryota; Metazoa; Arthropoda; Insecta; Hymenoptera; Pteromalidae. The record is from RefSeq and is a predicted model, not a curated record.